Dreissena polymorpha is the source of this 5459-nucleotide messenger RNA. Its product is annotated as serine palmitoyltransferase 2-like. Gene Ontology annotation, molecular function: serine C-palmitoyltransferase activity; pyridoxal phosphate binding. Gene Ontology annotation, cellular component: serine palmitoyltransferase complex. The record is from RefSeq and is a predicted model, not a curated record. NCBI's taxonomy places the organism in Eukaryota, Metazoa, Mollusca, Bivalvia, Myida, Dreissenidae. Gene Ontology annotation, biological process: sphingosine biosynthetic process; ceramide biosynthetic process. The transcript has 13 exons. The coding region runs from base 22 to 1689 and encodes 555 amino acids.
AGAUUCAUCUCGUCAGAUGCUAUGAGGUUCAGAGGUCAGUGUGAUUACAAAAUGGUUGCUCUAAUGAAUGGAAAGAAUGGAUCUGUUCCAUUAAACGGCAAAAUGAAUGGAAUGCACAACAAAACGAAUGGGUUUUCGAAGAAUGGAUCUGUUCAUAAGUCGCACACAACCAUUGACGAAGGAUGGAAGAAAGAUUACUGGGAAUCGUUUGAGGAGACGCCAUUGCUCGCGGCAAUUUUCACAUACAUCUGCUAUGGUCUUGUUGUGUUAAUUGGACACAUUCGUGACUUCAUGAACAACAUGGGUCUACUGAAGGUCAAUACAAGUUUAGAGCCAAGGAUUCCGGGUUUUGUACCGCUGUUCUCCACAUGGGAGAGUUUCUACACGCGCCAUGUGUUCCGCCGUGUGUCUGAUGUGCUGUGCAAGCCAGUGGGAGGAGUACCGGCUGCAAGGAUGGACCUUGUGUAUCGGGAGACACAUGACUAUGGCUGGACCUAUGAGCUGAAUAAAGAUCGCAUUGACACGGUUUUGAACAUGGGCUCAUACAACUACCUGGGCUUUUCGGAGAACAAGGGCCCAUGUAAAGACAAUGCCGCAAGAGUCACCAAAGACUACGGAAUCAGUACUUUCGGAAGCAGACAAGAGCUGGGUAUUCUAGAUAUUCACAAACAGUUGGAUGACCUCGUAGCCGAGUUUCUAGGGGUCGAGGCGGCCAUUACUGUCCCAAUGGGCUUUGCAACUAACAGCAUGAACAUGCCAUGUCUCGUCAGCAAGGGUUGUCUGAUCUUGAGUGACGAGCUGAACCAUGCCUCCCUUGUGCUGGGUAGCCGCCUCACGGGUGCAACCAUCAAGACAUUCAAACACAACAACAUGCAGAGCCUUGAGAAGCGCCUGCGUGAUGCAGUGAUCCACGGUAAGCCACGCACUCACAGGCCAUGGAAGAAGAUCCUGAUUGUAGUAGAAGGAGUAUACAGCAUGGAAGGUUCAAUUGUGAAGCUACCAGAGAUCAUUCGACUCAAGAAACUCUACAAGGCAUAUCUUUACCUCGACGAGGCCCAUAGCAUAGGGGCCAUGGGGCCAAGAGGUCGUGGGGUCGUCGACUACUUCGGACUCGACCCUAAGGAGAUCGACAUUAUGAUGGGGACAUUCACCAAAAGCUUUGGGUCCGCUGGCGGCUAUAUUGGGGGCUCCAAGCGUCUGAUCAACCACCUGCGGGUGAACUCCCACGUGUCUGUCUACGCGCCCACUAUGCCCCCUCCCAUUGCACAGCAAGUGAUCACCUCCAUGACCAUCAUCAUGGGAAAGGACGGAACUAACGAAGGCAAGAAGAGGAUCCAACAGUUGAAGUGGAACUGCCGCUAUUUCCGGCGCAACCUUCACGAGCGGGGCUACAUAAUCUAUGGCAACAAGGACUCGCCAGUUGUGCCACUGCUGCUGUUUAUGCCAACCAAACUAGCAGCGUUCAGUCGUGAGUGUGUGAGGCGUGGUCUUGGUGUGGUUGUGGUUGGCUUUCCCGCGACCCCCAUCACGAAGACUCGCGCCAGGUUCUGUCUGUCCGCUGCACACACUAAGGCGGACAUUGAUGAGGCCUUGAAGAUCAUAGAAGAAGUUGGGGAUCUGAUUCGCCUACGCUACUCCAAGAUGCCUGUACCAUCAUUCUCUGAGAAGGACAUUGAACUGGUUGAGUAAACACAGGAGGACUAGUUGUUCUUGCAGAGAUAACAAAACAGUUGGACUCUUAUGUGACUAUCAAAAGUUUGCAAUAUCAGCUUUUAUCUUGCCAGAUCGACCUGAAGCAAUCUGAACAAAUCCAAAAUAUCAGGGGCAUUUAGUUAACGUAGAUUGUGUAACCAUGUGACAUCUUAAAGUUGAAAAACCAUUAAUAAUAACCAAAUGUUAAUUGCAAAUAUUAAUGUUAUUUGUUUUUUUGUUGCAUUUAUUUUUGUAAACAAAUUUCGUAAAAAGGUUUGUAGAAAGUCAACAAAAAUUUGAUUGCUGAGAUGUUUUUAUUUUAUUACUAUUUAAGCCUUGUCAUCAUGUAAAAAUCAAGAGUUAUUGCUUAUAAUGUUUGCUAUUUAAGACUGAAUAAUCAAUAAUGUUAAAAAACAUAGUUUUGUAAGUAUCCCAAUUAAUCUUUUAAUAACAAUGUAGUUUUGUGUUUUGUGUUGUGAAAGUUUUUGUAUUUUAAAUGUUUACAUGUAAAAAAAAAUUUUGGAAUAUUUCCCAAUUAUUUAUGUUUUAGUCUGUGUCUCUUUUAAUGUGUUCUUUUUAGUAUCAAAUGAGCAAAUUCCAUAGCGAUAUGACUGUAAAUAGUGUCUGGGACACAAUUACCAGAAACCUUUUGACUAUUUAAGACAUUAAAAACUCCACUAAGGGCCUUAUGAAAGAAUUGUGACCAUCUCUAUUAUUUACAAUUGAAUAUUGAUACCAACAUUUAACUUCUUGUUUGAUACUGUUAAUUGAUUUGACUCUAAUUUAAAAUUGAAGCAAUUAUAUUAAUUACAUCAGUUUUGGUCCUUUACAUUUAUAUUGAUACAUUAUGUUUAGUGACUACAUCCAAGCUACAUUAUUAGUGGCUAACAAUGUCAUUUAAUGGUCACACAUAAGAUAUUGUUUUCACUAAUCCUUAUCUUAACUCAAGAUUAACCAUUAAGCUAAUAAAUGCAAACCCUGAUUUUAACACUUUCUUUUUUAAUGGUAAUCAUGAAAAUGAGUUCCUUACCAAAUACUUUCUUUAUAUCACAACAUCGGUAGAUCAUGUCAAACCAAAAAGCUGCAACAAAAUAACUUUAUGAGAACUGUGUUGUUUUUUCUGUAUGUUUUGCAAAUGUUGCUUAAUGCAUUACAUAUGUACUAGUUUUAGAUUUUAAUGUGUGUAUAUAUACAUAUAUAUGUAUGCUUAUAAUAUGUCUGUAAUCAAAUAUGUUAAUCUCAGGCGAACUUUUAACUUUUUCUCAUAAAUUUAAGAUAUAUUUCUAUCAAAAAAUGAUUAUGUUGUAACCCUUAUAAUAAACCUUUAAGUAAUUGUUUUUCCAUCCAAUUUUUUUUUGGAUCAGAGUUAGUUUUACUAUUCAUUUUCAUACAGUACUUGUUGUUUACACAUAGAAUGAAAACGGGGACAAUAUUAGUUACUUUUUUAAACAUUUUGUUUAUCAGUGUGGCAUAUGUGAGUCACUAUCUUUGCUAAUGUACCUGAAUUAUCGGUGGUUUCAGCAUCUUGAAUGGGUGCCCAAUAACUUUGUGGUAACUGAGGUGUCAUAUUAUUGAUAUUAUACAGUGAUAUGACAUCUUGUGGCCAACAUAGUUAACCUGAAUGACAGAUGCAUGGAACAAGCGCCAUCGAGUAAUUGAUUGUGGUUUCUAUUUUCUCUAAGUGUAUGUUUUUAUUCAUUCAGUUAUGUGUUAAUGCUAGUCAUUGUUACUUGGAUUUUGUUUCUUUUUAAAGUAUUUUCUACUCAGAAUUUUACUUUGUUGGAUGUUUUAUUUUUUUAAACACAGUAACAGUACCAAAUGACACACAAUCGUCUUUUAUUUUAGGCGGUUAUGAUUGGCAAGGGAUUCAGUACAGAUUGCCAUGUGACAUGGUUUUUACAUCAGAAAAAAGUUUAUAAAACACAAAUACAGGCAGGCACAUUGUCUUGAGCGGCCAUGGUUUCUUAACAAGGUUGAAUUGACAAGCCCUUAUUCAGAUGUCAGAUGCCUUGUGUCAAAUAUAGCCAUCAUGGCUGAAUGACGGACAUGUGCUUCAAGUUUGCUUGUAAAUACCAACAAUUAGCAUUUGAAUUUUUAUCAAAAGUAACUAAGCAUCAUUGAAAUGAUUAUCCAGGUUGGUGCAUGAUAAACAGAAGCCUCUUUUUCUCAAUAUUUGCACAAAAUAUAUUUAAAAUAUUUAUCCUAGACAUUGUUAGGAUAUUUAUCAUUUUCAAAGAAAACCACUGAAUUUAAGUAGCUGAGUGUCUGUUUUUCUGCUUGCAAAGAUUUGGUUUGUCUAUUUGGAUAUGAAUAAAAUAAUGUAUUUAGAUUUGUCUGCAGUCAUUAUGUUGUUUUUUUUUCAAUAGUUGUAUUUGUUCUCCAAUACAUCAGUUACAGUUGUGUACAUGUGUGCCUAUGACCAAACAAUUUUGCUCAGCAAUAGAGUAUGUAGCAAUAGUGCUGAUACCUUCUUAUACCCCAGCAUACCAUAGUUUUGGGAUAAUCAUUUGUUACCAUUUAGCCAGUAAUUUCUUUUAUAAUACAUAUACCAAAGUAUGCGCUUAUAUAUUUUAUGGUAGCUGAAAUUAUGUAUAAACACAAGUACAGGGUGUUGCAAAUUUUCAAUUUCACCUUAUUUCAAACAAUUAUUUAUUAAGAUAGCACAUUAAACUUAAUAACAUUAAUUGGUCUAAUAAUACCAUUAACAAACAUAUGGUAUGUAUAUUUGCAUAACAAAAUUAUAGCGCCCACCACCUUUUAAAGGGAUCUUUUCACGUUUUGGUAAAUUGACAAAAUUGAAAAAAGGUGUUUCAGAUUCGCAAAUUUUCAUUGUAGUUAUGAUAUUUGUGAGGAAACAGUAAUACUGAACAUUUACCAUGGUCUAAUAUAGCCAUAAUAUGCAUCUUUUGACAAUUUAAAAACCUGAAAAUUAUAAAGCGUUGCAACGCGAAAAUAUUGAAUAAUUUGGAGAGUUCUGUUGUUGUCGUUUAAUUUUGUGAAACUACGAAGAUUGCUUAUAUAAAGUAUAAAAUACGUCUCUCAUAGAUACUUGGCAGGAUGGCCAAGUGGUCUAAUUCGUUUUUACAUCAGGACUCCGGGGGUCACUGGUUCGAGCCCUGCUGCGGGCUACUUUUUUAAAAAUUUUAUUCUUGAUUUUUUACUGGAGCUUUUUAGAUCCAAUGUUAAUAUUUAUCAAUAUAAAGCAUUUAAUGACAAACUUCAAAACAUGCCCAAAUCUGUGAAAAGGCCCCUUUAAAGAUUUAAUAACAUCAAGCGUUGGAAAUGCAAUCAAUUUGACUUCACCACAUGCAGUCUCUUCACAGAAUUGUUGAUCAUGUAAUUGCCAAAAAAUAUAUUGUACGAGUCUUACUAGCAGUGAAAUUCCAAACCAUAUAUUGUACCAAAGAUUUUCUUCAAUAUUGUUUAGUACAUGUGCAAUUAUGUCAUAAUGACUAUACCGUUGUGACCAGAUAUGUCAUUAUUGUAACAAAAAUCCCCAUUUUGUCUUCACUAUUUUAUUUAAUGGAAAGAGUAGAUACUAGUAAUAGGUUUUAAUAGAUAACUAGUGCUUUGUAUUGUAAUCGGUUUUGUUGUCAUUUCGUUUUUCAAAAAACAUCUUCCCAUUUUGCUUAUUUUUAUACUUUUGCAUUGGCAUAUUUAACAUAAGUUUGUAUUGCUAGAUAGUCAUUUGAAGUGGUAAUAUAUCAUGGGUUGGUCUGUGGUGUUAUAUCUGUUGUGUGGACAAUAAAUAAAUCUUAAUUUGUGGA